CAAUUGCACAACAUCUUAACGGUUCUACGAGUCUGAGGUUCUGGAACUCGGCUUCUACACGGGUUAUCAGAGGUCUAGUACCCUAUCUCACAACAGGAGCUGCCAGCUGGUUUGCUCUCCUGGGACAGGUGGUGGGAAAGGUUUCGUGGGCUGGUAGCAUCGCCACACCGAAUCCUUACAACUUUACCCUGCGGCAAAAGUCCUUCAUCUGAAGCGCCGCCUCAAUACCCUGUCUAGUCUGGUUUCUAUCUUGCUAGACGGUCGAAAACUGCGCUCUCAACCGAAUUCAGCAGUUGGCUCUUCUCAGGCCACCUCGGCUCGAAUUACCUCCACUCCGCAAUGGAGGCCGAAAUCCAAGCUCAGAUACCCAACAUCGACCACGUCCUUUCCGAUUACUCUGUAGGGUAUCUCAACCAUGCAUCGAAGCUCUUUUUCUCCGAGGAUGAUCCUACUGCACAGUCUCCGCUGGCUGAGGCUCUUGAAACCAUCACUGAACUGCUGGUCUCAGCCUCAGGCAAUUUCUCCGAACAGAAUCAAGCUGCUAUUCGGAAUUUAAUUCAAAAAUUCAUUGCUAGGCUAGGAGAUGCCAAUGGAGUCGACCCCGAGCGGCGGCAGAUGCCUUUCGCUGCCAAAAAGCUCGACCAGACCAUUCAAGUCAGCUCACAGCGGAACAUUUCUUCUACUUUAGGCUUGACUAGUGGUGGCAUCGACCUGGAAGCUGCCAAUGCUCGCAAGGUGGAGUCCAAGGUGGACAAGAAGAAACUCGAGAAGGCCGAGCGGAAGAUUCGAGCAAAGCAAGACAAGAAGACCAUGAAAAACGUUGAAUAUGAAGCGUCUCGGUUGCUUGAGCAACCGGACAGCACUCAGUCCUACGAAGAGUUUUUCAUGGCUGUCAAUCCUCUCCAACUUGGAGGCGAUUCGCAGUCGAAGAGCAAAGAUAUCAAGGUCGAUGGAAUUGAUGUUUCUAUAGGUGGCAAGCGCAUCCUGACGGACACCUCGCUGACACUCGCCUACGGCAGACGGUACGGUCUGGUAGGUCAAAACGGUAUCGGUAAAUCUACGCUUCUUCGUGCUUUGAGUCGGCGUGAGAUCGCCAUCCCAACUCACAUCUCGAUCCUUCAUGUUGAGCAAGAGAUCAUGGGAGAUGACACACCUGCUCUUCAGGCAGUCCUAGAUGCUGACGUGUGGCGGAAACAUUUAUUGGCUGAGCAAGACAAGAUCACCAAACAGCUUGCUGCUCUUGAGGCGGAAAGAUCGACACUGGCUGACACAUCCAAAGAUGCUGCUCGGCUCGAUAAAGAAAAGGACGGUCUUGACACGACGCUCGGAGAUAUCCAAGCUAAGCUCAGCGAGAUGGAAUCUGAUAAAGCCGAACCAAGAGCAGCUAGCAUUUUAGCUGGUUUGGGAUUUUCCCCAGAACGUCAACAAUACGCAACCAAGACUUUCUCUGGUGGUUGGCGCAUGAGAUUGGCUCUGGCUCGAGCACUGUUUUGCGAGCCGGAUCUGUUGUUACUCGACGAACCGUCCAACAUGUUGGAUGUGCCGUCCAUCACCUUCUUGGCCAAUUACUUGCAGACCUACCCUAGCACUAUCCUGGUCGUCUCUCACGAUCGAGCAUUCCUGAAUGAGGUGGCGACGGAUAUUAUUCACCAGCAUUCUGAGAGAUUAGACUACUAUAAAGGCGCCAACUUCGAUUCGUUUUACGCCACUAAGGAGGAACGAAGAAAGAACGCCAAACGCGAAUAUGAGAAUCAAAUGGCACAGCGGGCUCAUUUGCAGGCAUUCAUCGAUAAAUUCCGAUAUAACGCUGCCAAGUCAUCAGAGGCACAGUCCCGUAUCAAGAAACUGGAACGGAUGCCGGUGCUUGAGCCUCCUGAGGCAGAAUAUCAAGUUCACUUCAAGUUUCCGGACGUGGAGAAACUGUCGCCUCCGAUUAUCCAGAUGACACAUGUCUCUUUUGGCUACACCAAGGAUAAACCGCUUCUUCAUGGCGUUGACCUGGACGUCCAGCUCGAUUCGCGAAUUGGUAUAGUGGGGCCGAACGGUGCAGGCAAGACGACGGUCCUCAAACUCUUGACGGGACAACUGCAACCUACGACUGGGCUUAUAUCACAAAAUCCCCGGCUUCGUAUUGGAUAUUUUGCGCAGCAUCAUGUAGAUGCUUUAGACAUGAAUACCUCUGCAGUGGGAUUUAUGCAGAAGACUUAUCCAGGCAAGACAGAUGAAGAAUACCGCCGCCACCUGGGAGCCUUUGGUAUCACAGGUAUGACGGGUCUACAGAAGCUUGACCUACUGUCUGGUGGUCAGAAAUCUCGGGUUGCAUUUGCUUGUUUGUCAUUGACCAACCCGCAUAUCCUGGUCCUUGAUGAACCGUCCAAUCAUUUGGAUAUUGAGGCCAUGGAUGCCCUUUCCUCUGCCUUGCGGCAGUUUCAAGGAGGAGUCUUGAUGGUCAGUCACGAUGUCACGAUGCUACAGAAUGUGUGCACCAGUCUGUGGGUAUGCGACAAAGGCACAGUGGAGAAAUUCCCUGGCGAUGUCAAUGCAUACAAGAAGAAGAUUACUGCGCAAGCAAAUGAGGCUGGAGUUGUCCAAGCCCAUUGAGACGGUCUUGAUAGAGCCUAGCUACCUAGGUACCUAGGUCGUGAAGCAUACUCGUCCAUGUGCAGCACAAGCCUUCACAGGACUUGAGCUUCUCCCAAUGAUGAUUUUUCCAUGGACAUAAUGACGCGUCCAUUCGGCUGUGC
Exophiala xenobiotica is the source of this 2744-nucleotide messenger RNA. RefSeq lists its product as uncharacterized. The coding region runs from base 340 to 2601 and encodes 753 amino acids. Lineage: Eukaryota; Fungi; Ascomycota; Eurotiomycetes; Chaetothyriales; Herpotrichiellaceae. The record is from RefSeq and is a predicted model, not a curated record. The transcript has 2 exons. Gene Ontology annotation, molecular function: ATP hydrolysis activity; ATP binding.